AUGUCUCGACCUCUAAAGGAAUGUACUGAAUCGCAGCUUAAGCGGAAACGUGCUCCAUUAAAAACUAAAUUCACGGUAUUCAAAAAAUUCAUAACUGACUURAACGAGCCUGAUAGUGAAGGAAUAGACAUAUUAAAAUCACGAAUAGAACAGAUCGAGUCAGCUUUAAUAGAAUUUGAGAAUGUGCAAGCCGCGUUGAUAGAUUUCGCGUCUGAGGAAACUUGGGAGUCAUACGUAACCGARGGUGAAGAUAUUCGGCAGUCAAUUCAUAAUGCGAUAAUAAGAGCGCGAAGGAUAGUGCACACUUUCGAACAGGCCACGACACCCAACUCCAAUCCGCCGAUKAAUAGCCCARUAGCAAUCGUUUCCGCGGGUCCAUCAAGCGAGACGCAUAACCCUCCGAAGAACGACAAAUCUAGAUAUUUACCACCAAUGACGUUACCGCGUUUCGAUGGACGGUACGAGGACUGGCCAAGUUUCUCCGARAAGUUUCAAUCAAUUGUUGGUAGGGACUCAGAAUUAUCCGAUACAGAAAAAYUUUCAUAUUUAAUGUCCUGUCUAUCGGGCAGUGCAGAGAAACGAGUACGUGAUUUAGCAAUCACCGCAGAAAAUUAUCAUGUAGCUUGGGAAUUAUUAGAUUCAUGKUAUAACAACCCGAUCGCACUAAUUGACAAAUACGUAAAGGCAAUUMAAGAAUGCCCACGGAUAAAUAAGCAAUCGCCAGAAUCUUUAACCGAGRCUGCUAYUACCCUUAUCACGAACUACAARKCUUUAAAAUCAACUAAAAUGGAUUUCCGCGACGCAUUUCCYAUAUAUACGGUAGUUUCGCGAAUGGACGAUCAGACAAGGUAUGACUGGGAAAAACAUCGUCCCAAACGAGAGUUACCAACCGUAGAACAGCUUGCUGAUUUUUUGUUUGAGACCGGAGAAAUUCUCACYAAAUUGCAUCCKUCAAGGARYUCCAGAGAUACGGGAARGAGCCGCGUAACUACUUCAUUUAAGUCGACUCCUCGGUACGAGAAUCCGCGAAAUACAUCGCAAUCAUACGCGCRCUAUCCAAUUCCGCAAAGAGCACAAGGAAAUGCAUWUYGGAACGCARUGCAAAUUUACUCAUCGCGAACYCCCACRGUAUGUUUCUUAUGUUCGGGUACCCAUGAUACUUUUAUUUGUGAACAAUUCAUAAAGGCUAAACCCGACGAGCGAACCAGAAUAGCCGAAUCGGCGGGGUUAUGCAAAAACUGUUUGCGGUCCAACCAUUCUAUCGAUAAGUGUUUCGCCAAACAUUGUAGAAAGUGUGGUGAAAAACACAACACACUAUUGCACGAAGACAAAUCAAGCCUAACUGCAUUAUGCUCACGUGUCAGAAUCAAUUAUAUAUCUUUACCAACAUUGCUACUAACCGCAGUAGUGUCGUUAUUAGAUCGCGAUGGCAACCCCCAUAAAUGCCGUGUGCUACUAGAUUCACGUGCUAAAGCCAACUUUCUAACAUCAGAUUUUGCAAAUAAAUUGCGUGUCGCUCAGCAAAGUGUAAGCGUGCAAAUAGUCGGAAUAAAUGAACUAAACACCAAUGUUGACAAGGCCGUUGUUACAGUAAUGCAAUCACGUGUAGAAAAGUACGCAAUAGAACUUAAAUUUUUAUUGUUACCAAGAUUAACUAAUAUCCUACCAGCGCAACCUAUACCAUCAGGUGUGUUAGACAUACCUUCUAAUAUCCAAUUAGCUGAUCCCGGUUUCGGUCAACCAGCAAUGAUAGACGCAAUUAUUGGUAUGCCGACCUUUUGUACUUUAUGGCGCGCCGGUCACAUUCUCCAA
This is a messenger RNA of Polistes dominula (European paper wasp), 1812 nucleotides long. RefSeq lists its product as uncharacterized. NCBI's taxonomy places the organism in Eukaryota, Metazoa, Arthropoda, Insecta, Hymenoptera, Vespidae. The record is from RefSeq and is a predicted model, not a curated record.